Aplysia californica (California sea hare) is the source of this 5864-nucleotide messenger RNA. Its product is annotated as peptidyl-prolyl cis-trans isomerase FKBP8. Lineage: Eukaryota; Metazoa; Mollusca; Gastropoda; Aplysiida; Aplysiidae. The record is from RefSeq and is a predicted model, not a curated record. Gene Ontology annotation, molecular function: peptidyl-prolyl cis-trans isomerase activity; protein binding.
ACUAAGCCCUAGCCCUACUUCUGAGAAUCCCUACUUUCCAGCCGAAUUCUGAAUUCAGUUCAGUGUGCAAAAAUGGAGACAACAAAAGAUAGCAUUCAAGAUGAAAAGUCAGAGAAUGGCAUGACCUCAACGCCAUCAGUGCCAAGGGACACACAAGAAAAAGAAGAAGAUUCACUUAUUACUGAUUCACUGGAUGAUGACCCUUCAGAGAGCUCAGAUUUGAAAAAUAGUGACAGUAUGCCAGACUUAAUAUGGCCAGACAAAAGUGCAAAAAAAGGAACAAGUGACUCUACAGUUGCCCCAUCAACAUCACAUGACACUGGAUUCAACUCUGAUAGUGCUGUGAGCACGCCCAGUCCAGAUGGGGAUAAACAGAUUGUGCCAGGAAGUGAGGAUACUGUUGGUGAAAACCUAACAGGUUCGGAGAGUAAAGACUCUGUUGUGGAUGAUGAGGAGAAAGAUGGCAGUAUGGAUAUUUUAGGAAAUGGGUUCCUCAAGAAAAAAGUAUUAGUGCCUGGUAAGGAAGACACCAGACCUACAAAUGGUGAUACAGUAACCAUAAGAGUUGAUGGAGUUUUAGAAAAUGGAACUCAUGUGGAUGUGCAAGAUUUCACCUUCAUUCUCAACGAUGGUGAUGUUAUUUUAGCUUUUGACCUGGCAGUGGCAUUGAUGGAUGUUGGAGAGAAAUGCGAACUGUUUACUGAUGCAAGAUAUGCUUAUGGACCCCUUGGCCGAGAUCCAGACAUUCCUAAAGAUGCAAGCAUCACCUAUACUAUUGAACUGAUUAAUGUUCAACCUGAGCAAGAGCUCUCAUCUCUUGGUACUGAAAAACGUCUUUCAAUGGGAGAAGCUAAACGGGAGCGAGGCAACUAUUUAUAUGGAAGACAGGAUUAUACUGGUGCUAUCAGCUCAUACAGCAAGGCUGUGAAGAUUUUAGAUGACUCAGAUUUGAAUGCUGGACUAGAUGACGAGGCAAGGUCUACUCUGUCAGAGUCAUGGGUCAAAUGCUACAAUAACAUGGCAGCUUGCCAGCUCAAGAUCAGUGCUAUAGACGCUGCCAUUCGAUCGUGUGAGAAGGUUCUCUCUGCACAAGAAGAUAAUGUGAAAGCAUUAUUUAGACUCGGGAAAGCCUACAGUGCUAAAAACGAAGUUGACAAAGCACUGGAAUAUCUCAGGAAAGGGAUCAAACUGGACCCAGAAUCUAAAAUGUUACACCAGGAAGUUCUCAAUUUGGCACGGCGGAAAAGCAAGGAGUCUGAAUCAGAGAAGGAGCUGUAUCAACGGAUGCUGGGAGUUAAACCUGGGGAAAAUCCCUUUACUCCUGGAAAGACACAACAGAAAAAAUCAAAUGGGGUGAUGAAGUGGAUUUUGGUGGCUGGCAGUCUGGCUGCUGCUGCAGCAUCUAUUGGCUUUUCAUGGUAUCGAACAUCAUGAAGUGACAUGUACAAAUGUUAACUGGGUUUGGUGGCCAAAUGAGUAAGGCUUUGAAAGAAUGUGAUUCCAGUGUUUGUGUGAGAAAUGGUUUUUUUUGUAUUUUGGGUGCUGUAGCUUGAAUAAAGUCGAGGUCUGAUUAUGUCAGUGCAGUAUCGCUGCAUCCUUUGAUGGAUGGACUGUCGGUGUAUAUCUGGUUAGAGUGACAAUGAAUUUUGGAAUUGAGAGUGAAAAAGUAAUGGAAAGUGCCUGGGUGAUGCUUGUGCAAUGUUGAUCUUGAUGCUAAUGUUUACUUUUGCUAAGACAAUUUUGUUAUUUUUGUCAAUUUUUUUUUUGGUGGAGUGUUCAGUAACAUAAGUAAUGCAUUCCAUGUCAUUCUUUCAUUAGCAAAUAGCAAAAGCCUGUUUGCUACUGAUAGAAGAGAGGUGAUUUAUAAAGCAUUAUGUGAGGUAUUGUGACAUCGAAGAAUCAGGUCCUCUUACUAUUAUUUUUGUUAUGAAAUUUUUAUUUAUGACAAAAAUGUGUUCAAUAGUAACUUUUUCUUUCAGUAUGGUAUUUGGAAUCUUAUCAUUGUUCAUUUUUUCCCUUUGUGUUUUUGUUUUUAAAAAAUCUUUUCUUGGUUUAACCAGUUUUUUUACAACACUGAUUUUUGAAUGUUUUCGUUUACUUCUCAGUAAGGGGUGGCAAGUAAUUACUUUUGGUCAAAUGGUUAGAUAUAUAUGACAUCAUAGAAUGAACUUGGCUGUUUUCCAGACACAAAGCCGCAAGACACUCUUAAUGUGUACAUUUGGGAUGGAAAUCUUUUGAUAUUUUGUGUUCUUGAAGACGAGAGUAGUGACAACUUUUUUUUCUGUUUGUUACUUCACCUAUCUUUUAUUUGAAUGUUGUCUGUGUAGAACAGUUGCUACAUGCAUGUGACAAUAACUGACUGGAAAUUUAUACUUUUCUACGACAAGAAUGCGUGGUCUUGAAUGGUGGACUUGCCAUAACAUAUUGCUCUGUAAUGUGAUACCAAGCAAAUGUGUAAUUUGUAUCAAGCCUGAUGCAUUUGCUAUGUGGUCUUUGUAGGAAUUCUGUAUUAUGAAUUUUAGGUAUAUUAAAAACUGGUGUAUAAAUCUGGUUCUUUUCUUCUCUUUUUGUCUGAAACUUAAAGAAGAUUAAGUUUGGUAGGAUCCCGUCUUGAAGUCAAAUUAUUUGCUCACAACUGUAAUUUUGGUUUACUGGACUGUCAAGUGGGUUUCUUUUCUGCUUUUUCCGUCCACAUGUAUGAAUAAUUAGAAAACAGAUGAUUGUGUCCUCUUGCUAUUGUAAAAAACAAAUUUUGUUCUCAUUCAUUUUUUCACUGUCGGCGCACACAUUCAUGAUGGAGUGUAUUUACAUACUCGGAACGUACUCACUUACUUUUCAAUUGACUAUCACUUUCUUAUAGAGGAAAUUUUUUGUCUUUGAUAAUGGUCUGUUUCAAAAAGUGUUUUCUUAUCUUGUCCAAGUUGUAGUUUCUUAGUCUUUUCUCACUUUCAGUGUAGAGACAAGCAGGAAUGUGCAUUCUUGUUUGCAUGCUCGUUACUGAUAUUGCAAGCCUUGUUCUCCUCCUCGUAUGAUGUUUUGUCAAAGAUUAUGAAUAUGCUCCUCAAGAAAUGUUUUACCAUCUAUUCCCAGCCAUAUUUUCAUGCAGGCAGCAUGGCCGAAGUUUGCGACUAGCUAAUUCACAAGAUUCUUUGUGUAAAAAAUGUGUUAACCUUUUGAGCCCCGGUGGCACAUAAAACUGCCCGUAUGCCUUGCCACUGGUACAGCGGUGAGCGAGACCCUAUCCCUGACCCGGCCCAUGUGAGACAAAACGUAUACAGAAAACAGCGUUUACUACACAAGACGUUAUUGAUUAUUUUUAAGGUCUUUCUGAAUUAGAUGCUGGUAAUGACAAGGAUUGCCCUGAGUAGGAUAUAUGGAAUGGGAUUUGGACGAUCAAAUGAAUGUUAGUAAUAUAUCGCUGAGGAGCUCAGACAGAGGGGCACGGUAGCCUCAGGAGCUCAGGGCUCAAAGGGUUAAGACUGAUCUAAUUUAUGCUGGUGUAUCAUUUUACUUUUUGCCAAACAUUAAAUUAAGCAAUAAUAUUUUUGAGUGACUUCUGUGAAUACAGUAUUGCCUUAUUUUUUUGUGUUUGUUUUUACUACUUUAGUAAAUGUCGAUCUAUCUGUCUUUUCUCUUUCGUCAAAUAUUCCUUUGUCUCUUAUGUUUAUUCACUCUGUUGUCAUAGUUCAGUCUGUAAGCAGUGUUUUACACACUUAAGUUUUUUGGAUCAUUAAAUGAUCUGGAGGUUCAAGUGAGGGUUUUUGUUUUUUUCAUCAUUAUUAUAAUGUUGCUGCUCUUUUAUACCACUGCCAUUGCAAAACAAAGAAAGAAAAGACAACUUUAUUGAUCUCCGCUUACAGUUUAGUCUUACAAUGAUAUGUGUAACAUUACACUUUAUUAUAUAACACAAAAAGACAUUACAGGACAUAACUGUUCGCUUCAACGAAGACCUCUGUAUAUACCAUUCACAGGAAUACUGUGGUCCAUAAUUAUAUAUAGUAUAGAUUGUUUUUAUACUCUGGUCCCAAAUUCAGUCUUGAAAGCUUCACCCCCCCACCUCCCCUAGUGAAAGCUUUUCACGAUGAUGUAUGUUUGUGACUUACUUAUAGGUGUAUGGUCAGUCGUGUCAUGAAGGCUUCUGAACCUGCACUGUCAAUUGGUCACUUUUAAGCACAAGGGGGCUAUCUCGAAAAGUGUUGUUUUGAGAAAAUCAAAGGUAAAGUUUUUGGACCCGUGAAUUCUAUCUCUACGUAUUUGUUUUCAAGGGAAUUUUUCUGUGGUUUUGCAUAAACAAGUCAGUUAUGUCCCUGUCUGCCAUACACAUAUGAAUUACUGACAAUAAUUUACUCUAUUAAAAAGAAAUUAGACAACAAAAAGUUGGAUUGGCUCAGUUCUGCAGAUAUGCAGAAAACACCUUUAAAGCAAAUUGGGGGGGCGAAAUGGGCCAUCCCAUCCAAAAUAAGGCAUACCUUUCUAUCUGGACUAUUCCUGCAUUGAAUAUAUACAAAUGGUCUAGAUCUGUCCGCUGUACAAUGGGCUAACCCACGAAACUUGUCAACUCUUUAUCAUUGGGUUAAGUGGUCUAGCCUGUUCAUGUGAGCACUACGUUUUAAGCUUUUUCUAUCAAAAGAUUGGAAUUAUUGUGUGGAACAGUACUCAAGUAAAAACUGAUACAGUAAAGAAAAAAUUGAUUUAAAAAAACUGACCUGAUAUGAGAAUAUCGCAGUCUUUGGGGUCAUUUUCUACUGUGACAUGCAGUGAACUCUUCACUUGAGGUGUCGGACAUUUUUUUUGGUUAGCCCAUAAAAAACUUUCAAGUCUUUAGUUUCUUUGGACAACGAGGAGAGUAUUUUCUAUAACGAAACAAAUAUACCACCAAUGAAACCUAACUUCUAUAAGUAGGGCAAUGCCCACUUUUGGUGUAGGUAAAGAUUCCUGGAAAUUGGAAAUCAUCGAAAUCUAGGUCAGCCCACUUGUCCUUACUUGUUCACGGACUGAUACUGAUAAGUUAUUCAUUCAGACUUACUGUCCCUUGACCAAGGCCUAGUACUUCUGAACAAGCAUAUCAAAUUGGAAUUACAUGUAUAAGGAAAGUUUUUGCGAUAACAUAAUACAUGUACUCAAGAUGAAAUGUAGUGUUUUGAUGCUAUUUUUUAAUGACUUUCUAGAUAGCAAAAAAAAUAUUAUUCUGCCUUCAUCAAAGGAAAUGCAGAUUGUGUUUACUUAUUUGUAUGAUAAUUUUGUCUUAUGUAACAUGUUUAGUGCAAUGUUUAUACAACCAAUGCAUGGAGAGUACAAUAAUGGGAGAUUUGGUCUGGAUGUGAAAUUUGGGGGUUUAAAUAGGAGUGGCGUCUGGAUUUUAAAAACGCUUUCCACUUUCCAGGAAUAUUUUACCUCUCAAUCAUGUGUCAUUAUGCUUUUGAAAUUACCUACUUUUUAUGUAGGUCUUUCAUGAUGUUGAAAUUUAUUAAGUUUCUGAUAAAAAUCAAUAUUGAAUUUUCACAUUGGACUUUGGUUGAUAUGAUAAUUUAUUGAUAAUUUGUUUUGCAAAUUUAGUCAGCCUGAGAGUACAAGAUCUCAUGCAUGUAUGUGUGUUCACUUUUUGACAAGGUGAGACAAUUGUACGAGCGCUUUGACAGUUAAUUGAAAGAUUUUUCACGUUUUACUGCAGUGUAUUUGAAUUUGUUUUUUGUUUUUUCUGUUUUAUACCAGGCCUUCAAUGCUUUGAUGAAUCAGAUUUUUUUUUCACGAUAGAAAAUCACAGACAGUGUUCUUUCACUGGGCUUGUCAACUAUUUGUGCCAGUGUCUUGUUCACUGUGUGGUUAUAUGUUAUAUUUUGAAUAAACUAUUUUUAUCCAGUGAA